GGAAUUUAAAGGGGAAGUGCCCCCCGCUCCACGGUUUUCUGAAGAUGGCGGCGCUGCUCCGGCUGGGCCUGAGGCCUGUUCCCCGCCGCCGCCGCCUCCUCCUCCUCCCCGGCCUCUGCAGGGCGGUCUCCAGCAGCGGGCCCGCCUCCUCGGUGUCGCCCUCGGCUCUGGCCGGGCCCAGGGAGCUGCCGCCCGGGUACCCGGGCGCCGAGCCGCCGGAGGUCAACCUGUACGACCAGAACCCGGAGUACCAUGGUUUCAGCGCUGACCCGGUGGUGGACGUGUGGAACAUGAGGCUGGCAUUUUUCUUUGGCAUCUCCCUGGCCAUUGUGGUGGGCUCCACCUUCGUCCAUUACCUGCCUGACCACGG
Molecule: messenger RNA, 370 nt
Organism: Hemiscyllium ocellatum (epaulette shark)
Lineage: Eukaryota; Metazoa; Chordata; Chondrichthyes; Orectolobiformes; Hemiscylliidae
Gene: ndufb11
Product: NADH:ubiquinone oxidoreductase subunit B11
Exons: 2
Source: RefSeq, a predicted model, not a curated record